CUACACAAGGCGGAACUAAGCCGGUUUGUUUACAUAUGCGGCAACGCGAAUACUUUGUGUCGGAAAAAUGGUUUUCAGAUGAACGGGGCGAAGAAAAGCAACUGAACUGUACUUGAGGUCCUUUAGUGAACCAGGUAUCAAACUGAAUAAAUUCGGAAUCACGUCAAGCUGGGAGACAUGUUGUUCAGCCUAAGAGACGUCCACCGAAAUGUCUUCAGGCUUUCUGGUGUCUACGCGAAUAAAAACCUACGUUCAACCAAGAGAUAUUUUAGGGUUAAUAUCAGCCGCAGAUCAGUUGAAAUGAAAGAUCUUUCACAACCCAUGGCGAGUGGCUACAAACCUCGUGAUGUGGAGAGCGCCUGGUAUGCCUGGUGGGAGCAGCAGGGGUUCUUCAGGAGGCAAGGAGGGAAGGAGAGGUUCGUCAUGGUGCUUCCACCACCAAAUGUAACGGGGAAUCUUCACCUUGGCCAUGCCCUCACGUGUGCUGUGCAGGAUGCCAUAGCAAGAUGGCAUCAGAUGCUAGGUAAUGAAGUUGUCUGGGUGCCUGGAUGCGACCAUGCUGGGAUUGCUACGCAGGUGGUUGUUGAAAGGCAUCUGUGGGCCUCGCAGGGACUAACACGACACCAUUUGGGAAGAGAAAAAUUUGUUGAAGAAGUUUGGAAAUGGAAAGAGGAAAAAGGAACUCAGAUUUAUGACCAGAUGAAGCGACUUGGUGUGUCACUAGAUUGGGACAGAGCAGUUUUUACAAUGGAUGAGGUGAUGUGUGAGGCUGUUAAUGAGGCUUUUAUCCAAUUGUUUGACUCAGGCUUGAUAUACAGAAGAAAUGCUUUAGUUAACUGGUGCUGUGCCUUGCAGUCGGCAAUAUCUGACAUUGAAGUGGAUCACUUACAUCUGACAGGGAAGACAGAGGUUGCAGUCCCAGGUUAUGAAAAGCCAGUCACUUUUGGCAUGAUGUAUGACUUUGCCUAUAAACUUUCAGACACAGAUGAGGAACUUGUGGUCUGCACAACGCGGCCUGAGACAAUGCUUGGAGAUACAGCAGUUAUGGUCCAUCCUGAUGAUAAGCGCUACCAGCAUCUUCAUGGGAGCAGAGUUCACCACCCUUUUCGAAAUGAAAGCAUACCUGUCAUUGCAGAUUAUCAUGUUGAUCCAGGCUUUGGAACAGGUGUGGUCAAGGUAACUCCUGGUCAUGACCAGAAUGACUAUGAAGUGGGAAAGAGACAUGGGCUUCCAGAACUUACUGUCUUUGAUGAGCAAGGGAGAAUGACUGAUAUUGUGCCUGAAUUUGAGAACAUUCCAAGAUUUGAAGCCCGUCAGUUGGUCCUGGAAGCACUUAAAGAGCAUCAGUUAUUCCGAGGCUCUCGUUCCCACCCUAUGAUGGUUCCUCGCUGCAGCAGAACACAAGAUAUCAUAGAGCCUCUUUUGAAGCCACAAUGGUUCAUUGACUGUGAUGACAUGGCUGCACAGGCCAUCAGUGCAGUCCAGAAGGGGGAUCUGCAGAUUCACCCUGACAACCACAGGCAAGCGUGGUUUGAGUGGCUCAAGAACAUCAAGGACUGGUGUGUGUCACGCCAGCUGUGGUGGGGUCACAGAAUCCCUGUCUAUUGUGUCCAUCAUGGUGGUGAUCAAGAGACGUGGAUUGCAGCACAAUCAAGAGAGGAAGCAGAGAGGAAGUUUCUCAGGAAUUCAGGAGCCUCAGAGUCGAGCAUAAUAGCCAUCAACCAGGAGGAGGAUGUGUUGGACACUUGGUUUUCAUCCGGCCUUUUCCCCUUCGCUGUGUUUGGAUGGCCCAAAGAAACUGAUGACCUGAGACGACUGUACCCAACCACGCUUCUUGAAACUGGUCAUGACAUCCUGUUUUUCUGGGUUGCGCGUAUGGUCAUGCUGGGGGUGCAGCUAACAGGCGAACUUCCCUUUAAGAAUAUCCUGCUUCAUGGUCUAGUGUGUGAUGCCCAGGGUCACAAGAUGUCCAAAUCUAAAGGAAAUGUCAUUGACCCAACGGAUGUCAUUGAAGGCAUUUCAUUGCAGGCACUCAAUGAUCGUCUUCAUGCAAGUGCCAAAGGUGGGAUUCUGACAGCGGCGGAAGUGUCGCAAGGCAUCAAGAAGCAGACCGCCAACUUUCCUGAGGGCAUUCCCCAGUGUGGAGCUGAUGCCUUGAGGUUCACUCUCUGCACUUACAACACAAAGAACCAACUUCUGAGUAUGGAUGUAAACCGCAUGGAGCAGAGCAAGUUCCUAGGGAACAAGAUUUGGCAGACCGUGCGCUUUCUCUUGUCAGCAAUACAGAAAACUCCCAAUGGUAUGCAUAAUGCAUAUCAUGUCAAUAUUGAGCAGAGGAAUGAACUUUCCGUCAUGGACAAGUGGAUCUUGAGCCGCCUGUCACAGAUGGUCUCAGUGGCCAACAAGAACUUUGAAGCGUAUGACCUCCACCUUGUUACGUCAGGCUUCAUCACCUUCUGGCAGAAUCAUCUAUGCGAUGUCUAUUUGGAAAGCAUAAAGCCAUCACUAAGGAGUGGGAGUGAGGAAACCAAAGCAGCCUUAAUAUCCACCCUUUGGACAUGUGUGGAGGUGGGUCUGCGUGUCCUCUCACCCUUCAUGCCUUUCCUCACAGAAGAGCUGUACCAGAGGCUUCCAUGCGUAACAGGGAAGAGAGAGAGCAUCAUGCAGUGUGACUACCCACUUCAUAAUGAGUGGUUGUGCUGGAGAGAUGAAGAGUUGGGAAAGAAAGUGGAAAGUCUUCUGACAGUUGCAGCUGCCAUUCGCAACCUUAAAACAACAUACAAUAUUACACAGAAUAAAGUACAAGGUAGUGUAGUGAGUGAGGACAGUGACCUGAAUGCUUGGCUGAAGGAGAACCUGCCUGUAGUCCUAACUCUGGGAAGGAUUGAGUCCAUGAACAUAAUGGAUGCUCCGGCUUCCCCUCCAGCCACGUCUGCCAUGUCAACCCUUUCAGACACAACUGCGGUUUAUUUACACCUUCAGGGUGUGAUAAAUCCAAAGAAGGAACUGCAGAGACUGAGGAAGAAAUUCUCCAAGCUCCAGAAGGAAGAAACAAAACUCUUUGGCAUUGUGUCGGCUCCUGGAUACGUUGAGAAGUCUCCUCUGCAUGUCCAGGAAGCCCACUACAAGAAGUUGACUUCAUUGCGGAGAGAAAUGGACCAAGUACAAGAGCUCAUCAGACGCCUUGAAGCAAUGUGAGGACACCGAGGAGUCGUUAUUUUUCGCUAUUAUUAUUAUUUUUUCAUCAGUCAGAGAAAUUGUAUUAAUUACAUUUCAUUAUCACAAGUUAUCAUUAUUGUUCAUUGUUUUUUUCUUUCUCUCUUUCCAUCCACACGUUAAUGUAAAUACUGAGAAUUAGUCUGUAAUCAAUGUAAAUGAGGUGUAUGUUGAUGUAAAUAGAUUGUUUUUGUUUAUAGAAA
Messenger RNA from Penaeus vannamei (Pacific white shrimp), 3419 nucleotides. Its product is annotated as valine--tRNA ligase. The record is from RefSeq and is a predicted model, not a curated record. Gene Ontology annotation, cellular component: cytoplasm; cytosol. Lineage: Eukaryota; Metazoa; Arthropoda; Malacostraca; Decapoda; Penaeidae. Gene Ontology annotation, biological process: valyl-tRNA aminoacylation. Gene Ontology annotation, molecular function: valine-tRNA ligase activity; ATP binding; aminoacyl-tRNA deacylase activity.